UCUCUGUGGGCAGUGCUGCACUCGUCGUCGUCAUCGUCAUCAUCGAAUAGUCGUCGUGAUUUGUCGUCGUAGUUGAUCGUUGCUUUCUAUAGACAUCAUGCCACCUUCGCCGAUGUUUCCGUUCGAUCGGUUUCGCGACUCCGCGAAUUAUCCUUGUCGCGUGUCGAUCGUGUCCGACCAGGCGUCACUAGAUUUGGCGCUUGCUCCCGCGAGGCAGCAGGAAGUGCCCGGGAGCAAGCACGACAACAAUCACGACUCCUGCAACAAUUCGCACAAAACGACGGCGGCGACGGCGACGGUGUUGACGUCCAAGAGCCUCGUUAAACGGAUCAAGCAACUGUUGCCUCAAGCCUUGUCCGCUUUUACAGUAUGGAUCAUAAUCGUGGAGAUCGGCAUCACGUGCGUCUGGUGCUCGCCCUACCUGGCCAAGCUCACCGCCAAGGACUCGCCUCUGCCGCUGAGCGAUCGCGAGGCCUCGUGGGUCGCCGCGGCCCUCUUCCUGGGCCAGCUUCUGGGCUCGGUGUCGGGCGCGGUGAGCGUCAAUUUCGGCGGCAGCAAGAGGACCUGCCUGAUCACGGCCCUGCCCAUGGCGCUGGGCUGGAUACUCGCCUACUUCGCCUACUCGCCCGGUUGGCUCUACGCCUCGAGAUUCAGCUCGGGGAUCGGCUCGGGUCUCGGCUUCAGCUGCUUCCCGCUGUACCUGGGCGAGGUGGCCGACCCCAAGGUCCGAGGCUCGCUCGUUUCGUUCGCCAUGAUGGGCGCACCGGUGGGCAAUCUUCUGGGCAGCAUCAUCGGCUCCAACAUGAGCCUGAAGAUGUCGAGCGUCGUCUUCCUGGCCCCCUGCGUGCUCCUGUUUCUCUUGCUCAGCGUCAUGCCCGACUCGCCUCAUCAUCUGGUGAAGCAGGGUAAAUUGGACGAGGCCAGAUGGGCCAUCGGUUGGUAUCGCGGCUGCGAGUCCGCCGUCGAGAAGGAGUUGGAGGAGACGAUCAUCUUCGUCAAGUCGACCGAGGCAAUUAGCUUCAAGGAAAAACUCGGCGAAUUCAGAUAUCGUCACAAUCAAAAGGCCACUAUCCUCGUGAUGUCGCUGUUCGUCUUCAUGCAGCUCUCCGGUCUCAACGACGUCCUCAGCUACAUGGAGAUCAUUCUCGUGCGCGGCAAAUUCGUCCUCUACAAGGCCUCGAGCGUCGUGUCGUACGCCGUCGCCGCAUCGGUCCUCACCGCUAUCUGCUGCAUCGGCCUGACCGACAGAUUUGGUCGUCGCCUUCUCCUAAUUGUCUCCUCCCUAGGCGUCGCCUUAUCUCUCAGCAUCCUCGGCACUCAUUUCUCGUUUCUCGAGGAAGCCGAGACAUACCCUGGCUCUCAACUACUACCCAUGAUCUCCGUGUUUCUGUUCAUCAUUUUCUUCACCGUCGGCCUCAGCUCCAUACCGAGCAUAGUCGCCAGCGAGGUCUACUCGGCCAACGUCAAGCCUCUGGCCACCUGCCUGGUGAAUCUCACCUCGUCCGCUGCGGCCCUCGUCGCCGCCAAGUCGUUUCAGCCGCUCGUCGAUCUGAUCGGCGAGGCCUGGGUGUUCUACGGCCACGUGCUCGUCACGCUGAUGGUCGUGCCGUUCGCCGUGCUCUUCAUGCCCGAGACCAAGGGCAAGUCGCUGCAACAGAUCCAAGAGGAUUUUCUGAAAAACCAAUAUCAAGUGUCGUAUUACGUAACCCCGGCAAUGGCUGUUUUCGCUGCCUUUUUUUUGUCUUUGUUUUUUUUUGCCCGUUGUUGUCGAACGUUCGUUUAUGUCUACAUUAUGACGCAUCCAGAAGCUAAUGAGCAACUCAAGAGCUUAUUCGCUUAUGGCGACGAGCGCGACGAAGGCAGCAACGGCACCAGUGUCAAAGAAGAAGCCACGACGUCGUCGGCAGCGCCAUUGCAGUGUAGAAUGUCAACGUCCAAGAGCAUCGUGGCCAGGGUGAGGCUUCUGUGUCCGCAAGUUUUGGCAGCCGUCGCAGUAUGGCUGAUAACGUUGGAAAUCGGCAUCAGCAUCGUGUGGUCGUCGCCGUAUCUGGCCCAGCUCAUGGAGCCGGACUCGCCGCUGCCGCUGAGCCCCAGCGAGGCGUCGUGGGUCGCGGCGCUGCUCUACCUCGGCCGUCUGAUCGGCUCGGUCACGGGCGCCGCCAGCGUCGAUCUGUUCGGCAGCAAGAAGUCGUGCCUGUUCAGCGCCCUGCCGAUCGCCGCCGGCUGGAUACUGACCUACGUGGCGACCUCAGCGGCAUGGCUCUACGCGGCGAGGAUCAGUCUCGGCCUGGGGUUCGGCUUCGGCUACGCCUGCUUCUCGCUGUAUCUCGGUGAAGUGUCGGAUCCGAAAAUCAGGGGUGCCCUCGUCUCGUUCGCCAUGACUGGCGCGUGCGUGGGCAAUUUUCUCGCCAGCGUCACCGGCUCCAACAUGAAUCUCCAGACGUCGAGCGUCACGUACUUCGUGCCCUGCGUCGUGCUCGUGAUCAUGCUGGCGAUCAUGCCGGACUCGCCCCAUCAUCUGGUCAAGCUGGGCAAGUUCGACGAGGCUAAGAAGGCGAUUGAGUGGUAUCGUGGCGGCGACCAGGUCGAGAAGGAGCUGGAAGAGGUCACCGAGUUCGUGAGGUCGACCGCUGCGGCGAGCUUCUGUCAGAACUUGGGUGAAUUUAAAGAGCGUCACGUUCAACGAGCCACGAUCCUUGUGAUGAUGCUGUUCGCUUACAUGCAGCUGUCCGGCCUGAACAACGUCUUUUUCUACAUGGAAACGAUUCUCAAAAACGGCCAAGUCGACAUGGUCAAGCCCUCCACCAUCGUAACCUACGCCCUCGGCACGGCAGUCGUCGCCUCGGUGCUCUACAUCGGCCUCUACGACAAAUUCGGUCGUCGGCUCCUGAUGAUCGUCUCGUCGCUGGGCGUCUCCGUCGCCCUGACUACCCUCGGCACGCACUUCAUUCUACAAUCGGCCGGCGUCCAGUGGACCGGAUCCCAGUGGCUGCCCGUCCUCUCCAUAUUCGGCUUCAUUGUUUUCUUCGUGCUCGGCCUCGGCUCGAUACCCUGCAUCGUCGCCAGCGAGGUCUACUCGGCCAACGUCAAGUCCGUCGCGACCUGCAUGUCGAAUCUGACCGCGGCAGCCACGGCGUUCGCUGCCUCCAAGGCCUAUCAGCCGCUGGUCGAUAUCUGGGGCGAGGGCCCGGUAUUUUAUCUGCACGCGGCAAUCACCCUGACGUCCGUCCCGUAUGCCCUGUAUUUCAUGCCCGAGACCAAGGGAAAAUCCCUGCAAGAGAUACAGAAUGACCUGAGGAAUUGAUGAUCGUUUUAUCGCUGUUUUUUGAAUGUUUUAGAGGAUGAAAUUAAUGCGUGCAAAGACUGUGAAAAAAAUUUAGUUUUUAGAAUUUUUAAUUAGGAGCUUUAUCGUGUAUAUGUGUUCAAUAGGACAUUAGUGAUGUAAGAGAGAAAAAAUAUAUUUUUUAUAAUUUAUACUUAGUUAGUUGAACCGACUUUUGUGAUUUUAUAUUAUACAAUGUAAGCGCUUAGAAUGAUAAUACCCGUAUCGAGCAAAAUAAGAAUAAUCAAUUUUUUGUAUAAUGGAUAUGUAAAAUAAUUUUCCGAAUAAAAAGAUCGUCCAACGUGA
Messenger RNA from Trichogramma pretiosum, 3628 nucleotides. RefSeq lists its product as uncharacterized. The transcript has 10 exons. The record is from RefSeq and is a predicted model, not a curated record. Lineage: Eukaryota; Metazoa; Arthropoda; Insecta; Hymenoptera; Trichogrammatidae. Gene Ontology annotation, cellular component: membrane. Gene Ontology annotation, molecular function: transmembrane transporter activity. Gene Ontology annotation, biological process: transmembrane transport. Bases 98 to 3304 code for a protein of 1068 amino acids.